This is a messenger RNA of Chrysoperla carnea, 623 nucleotides long. RefSeq lists its product as uncharacterized. Lineage: Eukaryota; Metazoa; Arthropoda; Insecta; Neuroptera; Chrysopidae. The record is from RefSeq and is a predicted model, not a curated record. The transcript is spliced from 3 exons. The coding region runs from base 33 to 623 and encodes 196 amino acids.
AGUUUAACAAAAUAGUGAAAUAUAUUUCUUAAAUGACAACAUCUAUGCAACUGAAAGUUUCAAGAAGAGCAAGUCGUGUUUCAGCGAGUCCCAGUCGUGUUUCGACAGCAAGAAGUGUUUCUUCUUCGAAAAAUCGUUUCGAUCGCUUGAGUUCGAAAAGUCCUAAUCCAUUGCAAUUCACACCAGUUGCAUUUUCGCGUAUAAAAUUUUUCCCAUACAAUUUGGAUGAAUUUCAACAACUUUCACAAAAAUCACCAAAAUCGAAAGUGUCAACGUCGAUUCCAGAACAUGAAUUAUAUGUGAAUUUAAAUUGUUCAAUACGUAUCCUAAUGGAAUAUGUUCGAAAUGAGGCAAAUAUUCCAGAAACAGUGAAUUUUGAUUUAUUUGAUGAAAUGGGUAAUAUGAAACUUACAUUUAAUUUACCAGCGAAUACAAGCGCAAACACCAUAUUAUUACAAAAUGCUGUAUAUUUUAUUGUGGUUAUUCCUAAACAUGAACCAGGCCUUUCAAUGAAACCAUACAUUUUAAUAAAUCGUGGCGCACGUUUGAAUGCUGAUUAUAUGAAUCGUGUUCGACGUCAAAUUCAAUCUAAAAAAUACGCUAAAUUUGCUUCAGCAUCGUAA